Messenger RNA from Cherax quadricarinatus, 2399 nucleotides. The record is from RefSeq and is a predicted model, not a curated record. Lineage: Eukaryota; Metazoa; Arthropoda; Malacostraca; Decapoda; Parastacidae.
UUGGUAUCUCAGCGUCGCUGAGAUCUAUCACUGAGGUUGGGUAUUUGAUGGCCAGUUGUGGUACAAGUCACAGGUGAUAUAAGUAAAUCUCGCAUUUUCGCUACUAGUAACUUACCCUAAUUGUGUUAGGAAUGAUGUCUGUAAGUGAAUAUUCCUUGACUACUACAGCUCAUUAAGUGUUCGUGAAACUAUAUCAAGAAAUACACACAUAUUGGUGAUUAGUGCACUGAUACUGAAAACUGGUUAUGAAAGUUAGAAGAAUAACUACAGGUAUUGCAGUCUGAUCUUCCUAUAACAACCAAGAGUCACUGCAAUUUUUUAAAGGAUUCUUACGCAGCAUAACAUAUCCAGCGUGAAAAUAGUUAAGUCAGAAAUUUAAGCAAGUCAAAGAGAUCAUCUAGAGCAGCCGUCCGUCAGGUGUAGGUGAAGACGUCGUCAGUGUCUCCUGAUGACCAAGCUACCCCAGGUCUCCAAGAUGGGUGUCACUGUACCUGAUGUGGUCCAGAUGUUUGCCACAAGCAUUUGUGACACCCAACCCAUCGCCAGGAAGGAAUCAGCAAAGUCUUCAAGCAUCCAACAUGGUAUUAAAAGGCAGUUUUCUGAGGUCAGCCCAGACAGGCCACAUCCACACAGACGUAUUACCCCACAAGUUUCCAGAAGUCAGCAAAGAAGAAAAAUUGUUAACACCCCAUCCUCAGACUCCAGUUCAGACUCGGAGCAAGAAGAAUUUGCAAAAAGAGUGUGCUUAGAGAGUCGUGUGUUACCAGAUACAAAUGGAGAAGCUGUGACCAAUAUUAAGGAGUCCUAUGCUAUGAGACGAAGGCGGUUCAUGAGAACAGCAGAGGCUUUAAGGCAGUCUGGCUUGUUGGAUAUCACCUUGAAGACUGCAGAAUUAUUACGUAAAAAUCAAGCAUUACAGCAAGAGAUUGAGACUCUACAAAAAGAAACAAGAUCAUUUGUUUUGUCUGUACUUUCAAAUCCAGAAAACAGACAUAUACUCAAUAACAUUGACUCAGGGGCACAGUUAUAUGAGGUAUGUUUGAGUGUGCAAAAGUUGUGUUGUAUAGAUAUGGUAAUGAAUAAUCUUUAACUUUGUGUUACUUAUAACUAAUUGCAGCAUAAACAUCAGCAUAGUUGUCAGAAUCAGUUCAAAUAAAUCUGUAAUGCAUUGUGAUACAUUUUACAGCUCUGAGUAAAUAAUAAAUGAUAAACUUUACUUCUAAAAAAAUAUAUAGUUAGUAAUUUGUCCAGAAAUGGGUUACAUUACUGAUAAACUUUAUAGAAAGCCUCUGGCCAUACAAAGCAUUUCAGGCAGCCUUAAAAUACACUUAUAACUUUUAAUAAUUAUUAAUGGAUUUUUUGCAACACAAUUUGUUGGAAAUUUUAGUAAAAUAAUGUUAUACUGCUUGAAGCAGUUAAUACAAAGUUGAUUAAUUUUAAAAGCAGAUACUAAUCUAUAUUUCAGUAUUACUGCACAGGACAUACAAUAAAUUGAAGGUCUAAAGGCCAAUAGAAUGCUUUGCAUUCUAUUGGCCUUUAUGCUUUGCAUUCUAUGGGCCUUUUAAUUUUUCUAUAAGGAGCUGAAUAUCAUUAUUAGUAGGAAGUUAGCAACAGAUACAAGUUACAGGUUAAUAGAUACAAGUUACUGUACAAGUUAAUACGUACAAGUUACAGGUUAAUAGAUACAAAUUACAGGUUAAUAGAUACGAGUUACAGGUUAAUAUGUAAUGUACAGUGGAACCUCGGUUUUCAUUUUUAUUUCGUUCCAGAGAGUCUAAUGAAAACCAAAUUCGACAAAAACUGAAGCAAUAUUUCCCAUGAGAAAUAAUGUAAAUCUAAUUAAUCCGUUCCAGAUACCCAAAAAUAUUAACAAAAAAUACAUUUUAUAGAGAAUAACUAUAGUUUUACAUACAGAAAACAAUGAGAAAUAAAUAUAAAGCACUAAUGAAAUGGAUUAAUGAACAUUUAACAUCACUUAUACCUUCAUUGAAGACUCUUGUUGGCGUAUGGAAGACGGCGAGGAGGGGAGAGGGAGGAGAGGUUAUCUCUACCACCAUCACUACCACCCUCUACCACAAUCAUUACCACCCUCUACUGCCAUCACUACCACCAUCACUACCACCCUCUACCACCAUCACUACCACCUUCUACUACCACCACCAUCACUACCACCCUCUACUGCCAUCACUACCACCGUCUACUGCCAUCACUACCACCCUCUACUGCCAUCACUACCACCCUCUACCACCAUCACUACCACCCCUGCCACCAUCACUACCACCCACUACCACCAUCACUACCACCCACUACCACCAUCACUACCACCCUCUACCACCAUCACUACCACCUCUACUACCAUCACUACCAGCCUCUACCACCAUCACUACCACCUUCUACCA